AUGGUUAACGUAUUUAACGUUCAAAUUUUUUUCAUUGUCUUCCGUGAAACCUUAGAAGCCGUUGUCGUUGUUUCGGUUUUAUUAGCUUUCUUAAAGCAAGGUUUAGGGGGAGCAAGUAAUGACCCAGUUGUAUACAAAAAAUUAGUAAGACAGGUUUGGAUAGGGGCGCUACUAGGGUUGUUAAUUUGUCUUAUUUUGGGUGGUGCUUUCAUUGGUACAUUCUAUUCUUUGGGUAAAGAUAUUUGGGGUAAUUCUGAAGAUUUAUGGGAAGGUAUUUUCUGUAUAAUUGCGACAGUAUUAAUUUCGAUGAUGGGUAUUGCUAUGUUGCGUAUUAAUAAGAUGAAGGAAAAGUGGAGAAUUAAGUUAGCACAAGCUUUGAUCAAAGAACCACCAAAAGGUAAAGACAGGUUCAGAAUUGGGUACGUGACUAAGAAAUACUGUAUGUUUAUCUUACCAUUCAUCACUACUCUUAGAGAAGGAUUGGAAGCUGUUGUUUUUGUUGGUGGUGUUGGUUUAGAUAGUCCUGCAUCAUCAUUUCCACUUCCAGUUAUUUGUGGUUUAAUUGCAGGUAUCGUUGUCGGUGGAUUAUUGUACUAUUCCGGUUCCACUGUUUCUUUACAAAUUUUCUUGAUCAUUUCCACUGCCAUUUUGUACUUAAUUGCUGCAGGAUUAUUUUCCAGGGGUGUUUGGUACUUUGAAACCAAUGUUUACAAUAAAAAGACUGGUGGUGAUGCUUCAGAAAAUGGUUCUGGCCCAGGUACUUACGAUAUUUCCAAAUCGGUCUGGCACGUAAAUUGUUGCAACCCAGAAACUGAUAAUGGUUGGGAUGUCUUCAAUGCUCUUUUGGGAUGGCAAAAUUCUGCUACAUACGGUUCAGUUAUUUCUUAUAACGUGUACUGGAUAGCUGUUAUCGUUACUUUAUGUUUAAUGAUGUAUGAAGAAAAGAAGGGACACUUACCAUUCUGUAAGAACCUUACAUUAGUCAAAUUGAACCCAAUGUACCAUAUUAAGGGUAAGAAGAAGCAUGAACUUAGCAAAGAACAACAAGAUGAAUUGUUUGAAAGAGUCAGAAAUCAAAAGAUCAUGACGAAUGGCGAAUCAAACGAUGAUAGUUCUAUACUUUCUAAUAAGGAGGCUAUUAAUUCAGUUGAGAAAUAA
Messenger RNA from Debaryomyces fabryi, 1158 nucleotides. Its product is annotated as FTR1 family protein. The transcript has a single exon. Gene Ontology annotation, cellular component: high-affinity iron permease complex; plasma membrane. Gene Ontology annotation, biological process: iron ion transmembrane transport. Gene Ontology annotation, molecular function: ferrous iron transmembrane transporter activity. Lineage: Eukaryota; Fungi; Ascomycota; Pichiomycetes; Serinales; Debaryomycetaceae. The record is from RefSeq and is a predicted model, not a curated record. The coding region runs from base 1 to 1158 and encodes 385 amino acids.